Messenger RNA from Cryptotermes secundus, 1066 nucleotides. Its product is annotated as 14 kDa phosphohistidine phosphatase. Gene Ontology annotation, molecular function: protein histidine phosphatase activity. Gene Ontology annotation, biological process: peptidyl-histidine dephosphorylation. Lineage: Eukaryota; Metazoa; Arthropoda; Insecta; Blattodea; Kalotermitidae. The transcript is spliced from 4 exons. The record is from RefSeq and is a predicted model, not a curated record. The coding region runs from base 281 to 724 and encodes 147 amino acids. Gene Ontology annotation, cellular component: cytosol.
AUUCUCAGAUUUAGACUCGGGAAAUAAAAAGUGGAAACUCAAUUGCAACCAGUUUACAUAUAUAAAUUACGUUUAACAUAUUGAUCGGUUUCAACAAGUUACUUUCAUUCAAAUGGCUCAAAAGGUUUAUAGGAUUAUAACGGAAGAAGUUUGAUUUUUAUAGUGGAGGCAAGAGGUUUGUCACAUUGUGAAAAAUUAUAUUUAGGUGCUGCACGCCCUGCAGGCCGUGGCACAGAUCACCGAAGGCAGUGACAGGAGUCGAUAGAAUCAAUUCUUUUUAAUGCGGACUGCUUUGGAGGCAAGGCGUGUAUUUGGAGGUAUUAGUGUAGUUUGUGCACGAGUGUUCUCAAUGGCAUCAGAUAAGUUGGCAAGCAUUCCUGAAGUUGACAUUGAUUCUGAUGGCACAUUCAAGUAUGUUUUGAUCAAAGUGUAUGGUGCUAAGAAACCAAGUUCCCCAGAAGAGGUCAAGACCAUUGUGCGUGGCUUCAAAUGGGGUGAAUAUCACGGAAAUAUCUACGACAAGACAAUGGAAGAGGUUCAGUCUCUAGGCCUGGACUCUGAGUGCGUUGGUGGAGGUCGGAUCAAACACGAUGCGGCCGCAAAGAAAAUCCACGUGUACGGAUACUCACAGGGGUUUGGCAAGGCGGACCAUGAAGUGGCGGUUGGUCUGCUGAAGAAGAAGUAUACAGACUAUAGUAUCUCCUGCAGCGAUGAAGGCUAUUGAGGGCGACAGAGCAUCUCAGUUUGGCCAUCUCAGCGUUUCAAUGUAGCCCUCCCUAUCUGUGACGCAUCUCUUCGCCUAUCUGAAAAUUAAUCCUCCAGGCCUUCAUAGUUUUUUUGCGUUCUUUUUAAUUUGAUUUGUAAUUAGUCGUCCACAUUGAUCUGCUCAUGGUGAAACAGAACACAAAUAACGAAGCGUGAACUUUUUAACAGUCUUAAUUUGCUUUCAACUCCAAAUUUGUAGCAUAAACUAUGUGAGUUAUGUUUUCAUUAGUGUCAGUGUAACCUGUUUGUGUGUAUACUCGUAUGUGAGACAUCUCUAUAAAUAAAUCAUACUUCAAAUUCA